Messenger RNA from Caenorhabditis elegans, 1121 nucleotides. It is a transcript of the gene drd-5, whose product is annotated as dietary restriction down regulated. The coding region runs from base 7 to 1002 and encodes 331 amino acids. NCBI's taxonomy places the organism in Eukaryota, Metazoa, Nematoda, Chromadorea, Rhabditida, Rhabditidae. The record is from RefSeq and is marked reviewed. The transcript is spliced from 7 exons.
AACAUCAUGCUCUCCGCAAGUACUAUUUUUGCUUGGGUUGCAAUAUUCGGAUCUUAUGUUGCUUAUAAAGUGUACAAUUUUCUGAUCAAACAACGUGUCGACAAUUAUGGUAAGAAAACUGUUGCUAUAUCGGGAUGUGACUCUGGUUUUGGACGUCUUCUUGCUGUCAGACUUGUGAAACAGGGAGUGCCAGUAAUUGCGGGAGUUUUAAAAAAAGAGAAUGGAGAGAGCUUGAAGAAAGAAGUAAACACUCCAAGUCUUCUCACGUUCGGAAUACUUAACGUUGCUAACGACGAAAGUGUAAAAGAGUUCGUGAAGUUGGUUGAAAAGACAGUGGAAAAUCGCGGACUCUGGGGAGUUGUUGCUAAUGCUGGAAUCCUUGGAAAUUCUGGUCCAGACGAUUGGCUUUCUGCACAAGAUUAUAUCAAUACAAUGCAAGUGAAUACUUUCGGAGUCAUGCGAUUUAUUCAAGGACUCAAAAAGUUUGUAAAGAAGCAGGAAGGAAGAGUUGUCAUUAUCUCAUCAAUCUCUGGUCGAACUCCUCGUCCAACUGUCGGUCCUUACUGCGUCUCAAAGCAUGCUGUGGAAGCAUACGCAGAUGUUAUCAGACACGAAUUAAUUGAUUUCAAUGUCUCCGUGCAUUUAUUGGAGCCUGGCUUCUUCACCACAAACAUUACACAAACCGCUACAAAUGAUUUGGACGCGGUUUGGGAACGACUAGACGACGAAACAAAGAAGGAGUAUGGAAAAGAGUUUUAUGAUGAUUACAAGAAUUCCCGAUUCUCUCGUCUAUCCCACUGCGCUGAUGAUCUAAACCCAGUUAUUGAUGCAUAUGAUCAUGCUCUGCUUGGAAAAUACCCAAAAACUAGAUACUGGGUUGGCUGGGACACCAUUCUGUUUUACAUUCCUCUGGCAACACUUCCAACUUUUGCUCAAGAUUGGUUCAUUUCAUUUCAGCGUUGUAGCCGGCCAGUUCCUGCCUCAAUGAAGAAUCAUCAUUAAAAAUAUAUCAAUUUUUUUCUGUUGCCAAGAUUAAAAUAUGUGUCACCUUUGUUUUUUGGUGUUUUGUUGCAGCCAUUUUUCUCACUCAGACAUUUACAAAUAAUGAAUAUUCUGAUAAC